Molecule: messenger RNA, 2406 nt
Organism: Trypanosoma brucei brucei TREU927
Lineage: Eukaryota; Euglenozoa; Kinetoplastea; Trypanosomatida; Trypanosomatidae
Exons: 1
Coding region: 1-2406 (801 amino acids)
Biological process (GO): proton transmembrane transport
Cellular component (GO): membrane
Molecular function (GO): antiporter activity
Source: RefSeq, a predicted model, not a curated record
AUGGUUGAUCACAUAUCCCUGUGUGUGCUUUUUGCGUCACCUCUUUCUUUCCCUCUUUCAAAUUUGUUUUUGUUCAUUUUCGCGUUCUACAGUAGGGAAUUAUCGUCGUGGAAGCGUCGAAGGGUAAUGGCAAAACAUCCCGGUGAGGGGGAGGGCGAACAGCAAAGGCUGUCAAUGGGGGCAAAGCGGAGCACUCAUGCCCAGUCGCCGUCACAGCCACCGGACGCGACGGCGGCACCAAUCGAAAUUCUGGAUGCGUCGAAGCCCUUACCCGGCGAUAGCAGUGACUGCAGACCUGGAAGUUCUGAGACCAUUAUAGUUUUCCCACCUCCAAGUAUUUUUAAGCGUGUGGGCAGCACGCAACGCCCAUUGCGGGGCGACACAAAACCUCAUGCCUCUGGGACUGCUGUGUCUUUCGACGAAAAGACCACCUCCCGGGAACCCAUAAGCCACCAAACAAAAGUCAAUCCUCCUCCAUCCAUAAAUGUGCACCGUGUGCCCACCGGUGGGCAACCAGUACCGGCUGGCCCAAGGCAAGUGAAUGAGGUGCCACCGAAAAUGGAUGAUGACGCGGCGGACACCGCGUCGACGCCUGAACCUGACGACGAACAUCUAAGAAGUCUUACAGUGGACGUGAUGUCUCCCAUAAUUUCGGAGGAGGGAGAAGCUAAGGGCACUGUCACCUGUCCGGUGGACGCUAUUUGUGAGCAAGUUGACAAUUUGUCCUCAGACGGUGACAAAGCUGAUAUAGCAUUUGUAUUGUAUUCUCAGUACCUUAAAGAUUAUGAACGAAAGCCAUCGUUUACCGCAGAUACAUGGGAUGAAAUCAAGUACGUGGGCGAUAGCGGAAGGCGGUUUGGUGUCCUGUACGAUGAGGAGCGGGGCGCUGUUCAACUUAUUUUAUUCGGGAAAUGUUAUCGAAUCUUCAUCCUCUCUUUCCUGUUGAGGUUUAUAUGUCUAAUACUUUUCUGGGCGGUUAUGUACAUGUUGGCGUCUCGUAGCAAAUUUUCGCCUGGUGGCUUGUACUUUGACACGUUAUGCACUAUUUUAUUUGCCGGUGUGGUUGGUUCGAUCAUAUCUAGAGUGACGCGUGUCCCCUCAGUUGCUUGCGCAGUCCUAGCGGCUGCUUUAUACAACAACAUUCCUCCCACAGGCAGCCUUACGGCAGGCACAUCUUUGGAUAUGAGGGGCGUAAUUAGUUUGUUUGGGCUCACCGUCGGUAUGAUUAGGGGCGGGUUGGCAUUAAAUCUCAGGGCUUUAAAAGCCAACUUUUUCCGGUAUUUGUGCUUCAGCGUUGUGCCAAUGGUGGCCGAGGCUUUUGCGCACGGUUUUCUCGCAAAGAUCCUGUUUCGUUACCCGACUACUACUUGGGCGUUGUUGCACGGGUUUAUUGUCACGGCUAAUGCUCCAGGUAUCAUUAUACCCGCCUUGAUUGAACUUCAAAGAAAGGGAUAUGGUACCCGAGGCGGUCCCGGUGUGAUGAUACUCAUCUCUGUUUCUGUUGAGGCCACCUUCUGUGUUUGGACCAUCCAGCUGUUGUUGGCAAUCCAGUUCAACACCAUGGGUCUUCUUCUUGCGGGGUUGCUUGGACCUAUACAGAUAAUAGUGGGACUUGUGGUUGGGGUUGGGCUGGGGUACGCAUUUUACUUCGUUGUAUUUGAUAUUCUGUAUAAGGAGGGACAGCGUGUGCCGCUCCGGGAGUCAACCAUCCUUUACGCAACGCAGCGUCACCUGUCACACGUUAGACUCACAUCAUGCUUCAUUGUCAUGCUCGUUUCCAUGGUUUGCACUUCCGUUGGCCGCAUGGUGUCUUGUAUUGGUGGGGCUGCUGUGAUUAUUGUAACAAUGCUGGCCUUGUUUAGUCAUUGGUGCGACGUCGCUAGCAAAAUGGAGCACCUUACCGCUAAGGGUGACGUAUUGGUAUUCUUCCGUGUGCUGUGGGAUUACGUUGCCAUGCCUGCUCUGUUUGCAAUGGCCGGUGCCAGUGUUAAUUUCUCAGAGGUUUUCAGUGGGGAUUUCUUUGCUCCUGGAAUUGCGUGUGUGCUUGCUGGGCUCGUGGUGCGCUGCCUCUCUUCAAUGAUCACACCGCUGCUUCUUCGCAUGCCCUUCACAUGGCGGGAGCUCGUUUUCUGUGGCAUUGGAUCCCUUGGUAAGGGGCCCAUGCAGGCAGCUUUUGGCGCGGUCCCACUCAUGUUUUUGCAAACUAUGGGCGCAAAUAGCGGGAACAGCACUGGCACAGCAGAUGAUUUCUCAGCCGAUGAUGAUAUUAAACACGCCCAAACUCUCAAAAAUAGUGCCGUGCUUUCGAUGCUUGUGGCUUGCCCUCUCUGCUCUAUCCUGCUGGGGGUACUGGCUCAGAAGCUGUUGCGGCGUGACGCCCCCAGUGUUCCAGCUGCUGCAAAGUAA